AUGCUGAACACACAAAUGCCGAAAAAUAAAAAGGGGAUCACGAUAGAAGAAGCGAAGCAGAUCUUAAGUGGACAAACCAUUGCCCUGCAGAAAAUCAACUUGGAGAUUCAGGAAUGCAAAUAUGAAAUUUCCGAAUUAAAAUUCGAAUGCGAGAAUUUGGAAAAAGAAAAUGAACAACUUGAUAAAGAUCGCGAGCAUUACGAAGCGAAGGCGGCACAUGUUUUUUCGAGAUUGAGUGACAAAAAAUUACAGAAUAUGUGUAGAUUGAAUCGCGCUUUGAUAGACAUUUAUUGUAAGUUAUUGGAUGUCGCUCCUGGGGAUGGGUAA
Molecule: messenger RNA, 327 nt
Organism: Acaulospora morrowiae
Lineage: Eukaryota; Fungi; Glomeromycota; Glomeromycetes; Diversisporales; Acaulosporaceae
Source: the annotation of a GenBank genome assembly